AUGGAGGGGGCCGGCGCCACCGUGCUCGUCACCGUCCAGAGGGUCUACUACCCUCUGCUCUUCGUCGUGGGCAUCCCAGCAAACCUCUUCACAUUCUACAUGAUCUGCUUCCGUAAGUGCGGGAUGUCAGACACGGCCAUCAUUUAUCUGAGCUGCCUGGCCAUCAUGGACACCUUCUACCUGGUGUGGGUGAUCCUCGUAGACCUGACCCUCACCUUCUGGCUGCUGCAGCCCUUCUGGAACUCCAAUCCCUGGUGUUCCAUCCUGGGAGUGCUGCAAUACGGAUCCCUCUACAGCUCCUCCUGGAUCGUGGUGGUGUUCACCAUCGAGCGCUACCUUGUUCUCCGCAGCACAGCGGCCAAGCAGCACUUCUCCCAGGCCCAGGUCACUAAACUCACAUGUGUGGCGAUCGUCCUGGUGUCCCAUGUUGUGUCUGUGCCGCUGGGCUGGAUCAACAUCGUCUCACCUGUCAACAUUACUGUGGACGGACACAAUGUGACACUGCCCCGGUGUCGCUACCGCGACGAGGCCUACUCUACGUAUAUAGUGUGGAUAACUACCUUCCUCUCAGGGGGAAUCCCCAUCGUGUUGGUCAUCAUCUUUAACUACCUCAUCGGCUACCAUCUGUGCCACGCCAGCAACCUCUUCACCAAGGAGGAGCGUCGUGUGAUGCAUGGGCGGAGCACCAGGGGCAUGUUGAGGAGGACCAUCCUGCUCCUGGGCACCGUCUCCGUCACCUUUGUCGUCCUCAGCCUGCCCCGCUUUGUCACAUACUGCAUCCUGAGGACCAAGUACAACAAUGAGAACUUCAACAGGAACGACUACAACAUCCCCAUCAAUGUGGCCGGAGACCUGGCCAACAUGCUGCAGAACCUUAACUCCACCACCAACUUCCUGCUCUACUGCAUGGUGAGCCGCUGCUUCCGCCGGGAGCUGCUCCAAGUGGCUACCUGUAAGGCUAAGGCCCGUGCUCUGGGCUCUGUUCUCACCCACACCACCAUGAGGGUCUUCUCUGUGGCCAAUCAUAAGGCCUUGCCAUCCGCUGACCCUGUGACUGUGGUGCUGACCAAUCUCAAACUGACGGAGUAG
Notothenia coriiceps (black rockcod) is the source of this 1089-nucleotide messenger RNA. Its product is annotated as probable G-protein coupled receptor 139. NCBI's taxonomy places the organism in Eukaryota, Metazoa, Chordata, Actinopteri, Perciformes, Nototheniidae. Bases 1 to 1089 code for a protein of 362 amino acids. Gene Ontology annotation, biological process: G protein-coupled receptor signaling pathway. The record is from RefSeq and is a predicted model, not a curated record. Gene Ontology annotation, molecular function: G protein-coupled receptor activity. Gene Ontology annotation, cellular component: plasma membrane. The transcript has 2 exons.